This is a messenger RNA of Salvia hispanica, 687 nucleotides long. Its product is annotated as AP-2 complex subunit sigma. Lineage: Eukaryota; Viridiplantae; Streptophyta; Magnoliopsida; Lamiales; Lamiaceae. The record is from RefSeq and is a predicted model, not a curated record. Gene Ontology annotation, cellular component: AP-2 adaptor complex. Gene Ontology annotation, molecular function: clathrin-cargo adaptor activity. Gene Ontology annotation, biological process: clathrin-dependent endocytosis; protein transport.
CGCGGACCGAAUCAACGAAACAAAGCAAUUAAUCUUCCCUCAACUUCAAAAUCUUACUACUGUUCAUUGCGGCUCUUGAAAAAUGAUCCGGUUCAUACUGUUGCAGAACAGGCAAGGGAAAACCCGAUUGGCCAAAUACUACAUUCCUCUCGAGGAAUCCGAGAAGCAUAAAGUUGAGUACGAGGUUCAUCGUUUGGUUGUCAAUAGGGAUCCCAAAUUCACCAAUUUCGUGGAGUUCCGAACCCACAAGGUCAUCUACAGGCGAUAUGCUGGUUUAUUUUUCUCAUUGUGUGUAGACAUUACAGAUAAUGAAUUGGCUUAUUUGGAGAGCAUUCACUUAUUUGUCGAGAUACUGGACCAUUUUUUCAGCAAUGUGUGUGAGCUAGAUCUCGUAUUUAAUUUCCACAAGGUAUAUCUCAUACUAGAUGAGUUCAUACUUGCUGGGGAACUCCAAGAAACUAGCAAGAAGGCAAUCAUUGAGAGAAUGGGAGAAUUGGAAAAGCUGGAUUAAAGAUUGCUACGAGGUCAAUCGGGCUACACAAUACUGUUAUUCAGCUAAAAUCGGCUCCUGCGUCUCUUGUAUCGGCUUAUAUAUUUAUCAUUUGAGAUUUUUAACUUCUGGUUUGUAAAGAAUGCCCUCAAAAUUAUCCUUGAUUUGGAAGUUUUAUUUGGAUGCUUGUUGAUUAA